This is a messenger RNA of Carica papaya (papaya), 1691 nucleotides long. RefSeq lists its product as uncharacterized. The record is from RefSeq and is a predicted model, not a curated record. NCBI's taxonomy places the organism in Eukaryota, Viridiplantae, Streptophyta, Magnoliopsida, Brassicales, Caricaceae.
CCCUUCCUUGUUUUCAGCACCCUUAGCUUAGAUUUCGGCCUCUUGAAUUUGAGGUUUUUCCUCCUCUCUCAACCAAUCCACUUUCAUGUCUCUAAUCCCUCAAUAUUCUCCUUUUCCAUCGCGAACAAGCAAACACCCAAUUCCCCACUGAAUAACUUUCUUUUCCCAUUCAACUCCCCUUCACCAUUUUCUCUCAGGUUCCUAUCCUUUCCUUCCAUCAUGCUCUCUUCCCAUUAACAGGUACAAAAUAUUAACAUGUGGAUCGUCUCUUCUAAAUAUUUUAAAAAUUUUACCUGUUGAUGGCAGAAUAAUUCAAUGUUCAUAAACAAACUACAAUCCCAUCGUAACAUUUUCCAUCCUCUUUCCUCUCAAAUCACAUUAUAGCUUUUGCCUUGCGCUUGUGUCUGUGAUAUUCGAGGCUAUAUAUAUAUAUAUUGGUUGAAAGGAUCAGGGACGUGAGAAAAAUGGCUUUCCGGAGUCAAUCUCUGGCGAAUCCCGUCACGCAGCCUUUUGCCGAGAAGAUAACCGAUGAUCCCAUCACACAUAAAACCGCUCACAGCACCGUCACAUGCGUAUACCAGACGCACAUUGCAGGAUUUUGGCGAAAGGUGACGGUACUCUGGUCCAGGAAUCUCAUGAACCAUUCUUUAACCAUUAUGGUCACCAACCUGGAAGGCGAUUUUCUUUACACCUGCAAGAUUGAUCUUAAGCCGUGGCACUUCUGGAGCAAAAAAGGGUACAAGUCAUUUGACGUUGAAGGAAACCAUGUGGACGUCUACUGGGAUCUCCGCUCUGCAAAAUUCAGCGGCGGCCCUGAACCCUGCGCGGAUUUCUACGUCGCCAUAGUUUCCGACGAGGAGGUCGUCUUGUUGUUGGGGGACUACAAGAAGAAAGCAUACAAAAGGACGAAAUCCAGACCGGCUUUGGUCGAGGCAACUCUGUUUUACAAGAAAGAAAACGUAUUUGCCAAGAAAAGUUUCUCGACGAGAGCCAAGUUCGACGACAGGAAAAAGGAGCACGACAUUGUUGUGGAAAGCUCGACGACUGGGCCGAAAGAUCCAGAAAUGUGGGUUAGCAUAGAUGGGAUUGUGAUGAUUCAUGUGAGAAAUUUGCAGUGGAAAUUCAGGGGGAACCAAACUGUGGUGGUGGAUAAGCAGCCGGUUCAGGUGUUUUGGGAUGUCCACGAUUGGCUGUUCAAUAGCCCUGGUACCGGACAUGGAUUGUUUAUCUUCAAACCAGGGUUAGCAGAAGAAAGUGACGCCGAAGGAAGCGUGAAUGGAGAUAGCGAUACCAGUACUGGAUCCAGGUAUUACUCCACCAGAAGUUGCACUACUGCAGCUGAAUUCUGCCUUUAUCUCUAUGCUUGGAAGCUGGAGUGACAUAAACAUAUAUUUGUAUAUGUAUAUAUGUAUGGAUAUACAUAUGUACAUUUGUUUCCCUGUAAGUGCACUUGUUUGGAGAUUGGUAUAGAUGGUAGAAACUGACUUGCAGGGUUGCUAACGAUCAUGAUCAUGUAUGGCUUCAAUUACGCCAAAAUUGUGGAGUUAGUGGUGUUGUUGGGUGUAAAUUUUCUUUUUUUUUUUUUUUUUUCUAUUUCUAUUUCUCUCAGAUAAUCACAUUACUUUGUACUCAAAAAAGGGGGGGAAAAAAAAAAGAACAAAAAAAGUUAUGCUGCAAGCUCUGCAGACUGC